Plutella xylostella (diamondback moth) is the source of this 946-nucleotide messenger RNA. RefSeq lists its product as uncharacterized. The record is from RefSeq and is a predicted model, not a curated record. NCBI's taxonomy places the organism in Eukaryota, Metazoa, Arthropoda, Insecta, Lepidoptera, Plutellidae.
UACUGUGAUAUUUAUAUAAUUAAAAUAAAUAUAAACAAACAAUAAAAACAAAAUAAUUUAUGAUAGUUUGCAAGCUAUAAUAAUAAAGUACCUGCUGGCAUAAUAAUUUCCUCUCCUGGACAACUAUUACAGUGACACUGAAAUUGUUGACAUUAUGGACUCAAUCAAGAAGUCUAUGGAGGAGUUGAAGGACCUUUUCAAUGUCCAGAUGUCGGCCUUUCAUGACGAGGUUCUACAGAAGAGUCCACAAACUCCCACUAUUACUGGACUGGCUGCACAAUUUAUAUCAUUUCGUACAUUCAUGAUGUCAGCACUGGGCAGUCUGCAGCAACAAGUAGACAUGUUGGCACGAGCUUCAGAUGAGCAGGAGACCCGCACUCGACGAAAGAUGCUCCUCCUCCAUGGCGUCAAAGAAGCAGCGAAGGAGAACACCACAGCUGUGGUUCUUAGAGUUGUCGGUGAGCAUCUGGGUGACCCUGAGUUGCUGUCUGAGGAUGAUGUAAGGCAAUGUCACAGGAUGGGGCGUCUCAGUUCGGACAAGCCUAGACCAAUCCUCCUGAAGCUGAGGGAUGUGCCGUCCAGAAACAGCCUCUGGUUUGCCAAGACCAAGCUGAAAGGCACGGGGGUGACGAUGUCGGAGUUUCUGACGAAGCCCCGGCACGACACUUUCCUGGCGGCGCGGGAGCGGGUCGGCGUGUCGCGGUGCUGGACCAGGGACGGGAGCAUCUUCGUUCUCGACCCGGAGGGCAAGCGUCAUCGUGUUGUGACCAUUUCUGAGCUGAACGCCGUGUGUCCAUUGACGUCUAAGGCCCAGGAGAACACCAAUCCUUCAACAGCCUCCAAACAGGUCACCGCAAAGGCUACGGCAUCUCGGGAACGAAGAGUGACCAAAAAGCCAUCGUAAUGGGAUCCAUUUAGUGUUUGUUUGAAUGAUACCCAUUAUUUU